ACAAACAACGCCCUCGCGCAUACGCGUCGCCGAUCAUUUGACGCCUCCAUACUUUGUCCUCCACUAUCACUCAUUCCUGCUGUUUACGCCUACGAUCUUUAUAAGUUUCUCCAUUUACAUUCUGUAGAUAUGGCGACGCAGAUGGCUAUUGACCAUCCGACACCGAAACUUGAUGUGGAAACAUACUUGACGACUGCCUUGUCAGCGACACCUGCUGAACUGCAUCCAUUCUUCGAGGCAUUCCAAGACUUGUAUAAGCGAAAACUAUGGCAUCAGCUAACACUCAAGCUCUUCGAAUUCUUUGACCACCCGUUGUCAAAACCAUAUCGCGUGGAUGUCUACACGCAGUUCGUUCGUGACUUUGAGACCAAACUGAACCAACUCAGGCUAGUGGAGAUGGGUGUGAAAGUCGCCAAGGAAAUCGAUAAUCCUUCACAGCUCUUGGAAUUUUUUACCUCACUGCUGUCAAGACUACCAAUAGAUAAGGCACCGGACGCUCAUGUUCUCCUGCUUGCAACGCUGGCGCAUGCGAAGCUACUCUAUGGCGACCUCGAUGGAACAAAGAAGGAUAUGGACGAAGCCUGGAAGAUCUUAGAUGAGCUUGCUAGCGUUGACAACAAAGUCCGAGCUGCAUACUACAAGGUUGCUGCGGAUUACUAUAAAGCAAAGGCGGAAUACGUUCCCUAUUACCGCAACUCCCUUCUUUACCUCGCUUGCAUUGAAUUGUCGGAAAUAGAUCCGGAAGAGCGCGUUCUUCGAGCACACGACCUCAGCAUUGCUGCACUUCUCGGCGAUGCAAUCUAUAACUUUGGCGAACUCUUAAUGCACCCGAUACUGGAUGCACUUGACGGAACACCUCACGAAUGGAUCAAGAAACUGCUGUUCAAUUUCAACGAGGGCAAUAUCGGCAAAUUUGAGGGUCUCGCCCCUCUUUUCCCCCGAGAGCCGAUCCUACAUGAGAACUUCCCAUUUCUGCGACAGAAGAUCUGCCUCAUGGCGUUGAUUGAGUCGGUGUUCAAGCGGAAUGCGUAUGACAGAACAAUGACGUUCCAGACCAUUGCGGAGGAGACGAGGUUACCUAUUGAUGAGGUCGAACAUCUCGUCAUGAAGGCAUUGAGGUAUACUUGUUGCCUCCCCCAAAAUUUGACUACGGAUACUGAUGCAAAUUCUUGUUGUAGUCUCAAACUGAUCAAAGGCUCGCUGGACCAGGUGGACGAGAAGGCUCAGAUCACUUGGGUACAGCCCCGUGUGUUGUCACCAGAGCAGAUCGGGCAACUCGCUCAGAGGUUGCAGAAAUGGGGUGAUCGACUGCACAACGUCGAGGAGAGAAUCGCACCAGAGGUUCUUACAACUGCAUGAUGUACUCAGCUGGACUUUGUCAUAGUGUAUUUUCCUGAUUCCCCGCAAGUGAGUUUCCCUUCUUGUGCUGGGAGUGUCAUGCUGCCCUUAGAAGGGGAAGGGAUUGUCACAAUGGAGGUUAUACUCUAACCUACGGAAAUCGAACUCCCGGAUGAAAGUGAGAAAUGACCGUCACACCAUCUCCGAAUGCUGUUUAUGGCCUCCCUUGCUAUUCAGUUGAAUCAAUUUAAACUUUAAGACUCAUCACCUAUCAGACGUGUC
Somion occarium is the source of this 1620-nucleotide messenger RNA. The record is from the annotation of a GenBank genome assembly. Lineage: Eukaryota; Fungi; Basidiomycota; Agaricomycetes; Polyporales; Cerrenaceae.